Gamsiella multidivaricata is the source of this 345-nucleotide messenger RNA. RefSeq lists its product as uncharacterized. Lineage: Eukaryota; Fungi; Mortierellomycota; Mortierellomycetes; Mortierellales; Mortierellaceae. Bases 1 to 345 code for a protein of 114 amino acids. The record is from RefSeq and is a predicted model, not a curated record. The transcript has 3 exons.
AUGUUUAGGGACGGUGGACUCCGCAGCGAAGCGCCCGAGGGGGUGGGCAAGUCAUGGGCAGAUGAAGUUGGAGCGGACGGUGCAGAGAUAGCUGAGGCUGAACUCGAGGGUACGCGUAUGGAAGAGGCGCGGGUCGGGGAGAUGGAGCUCGAGGAGACGGAUAUUGAGGAGGUGUGCGGCAACGCGAGCGCAGAAGAGGUGAGUGUAGGCGAGUGGCUGCGGGGCGACACAGAAACAGGCGCGACAUUGCGCGAUGGUUCAGAGGCCGCAAAAAAACAAAGUGAUGACGAACUCGACAAGGCUGGAUGCGAGGAGGUUAAUCCUUUGUCCAACAGCUUAGAAUAA